This is a messenger RNA of Boleophthalmus pectinirostris (great blue-spotted mudskipper), 3074 nucleotides long. RefSeq names its product sema domain, immunoglobulin domain (Ig), short basic domain, secreted, (semaphorin) 3Ab (gene sema3ab). Lineage: Eukaryota; Metazoa; Chordata; Actinopteri; Gobiiformes; Gobiidae. Gene Ontology annotation, molecular function: chemorepellent activity; neuropilin binding; semaphorin receptor binding. Gene Ontology annotation, biological process: negative chemotaxis; semaphorin-plexin signaling pathway; motor neuron axon guidance. The record is from RefSeq and is a predicted model, not a curated record. The transcript is spliced from 17 exons. Bases 506 to 2914 code for a protein of 802 amino acids.
AUCAGCACUGUAAGCGCAGUUGCUCUGGAGAAGUGGCUAAGUGGACAGGCAGACGGAUAGGGGACAGCUACAACAACAAAAGUAGAAAGUGCACAGAGAAAGAGCUUAGCUAGCAGUUUGGGUCUGCAGCUGUUGCAAAUUUGGACUUCUUAUUUGGAGCUAAAGAGGCGCUGACAUGGGUAGGUUUAGCUGUCAAAGUGAGUUUUUAGCUAUGAGAAUGUUGGAAGGGUAGGCAGUGUGAGUGGAGAUAUCUGGAGUGGCAUUGAACCCGCAACCUGUACUUUUUGGAGAUGGACUAAAUUUGGUGAUUGACCUCCAAGCCUUUUUGGAAGUGACCCCAGUAGAAAUAAAAAAAAAAAAAAAAAGAACAAGUCUGGAUAUAUUUGUGUUUUUGUAAAUUUUCGCCAAAGGAUUCUUGGAAGAAAAUUGAAAUUGCUGGCUACGGUGGACCAGCCUGGAGGUGUCUGUUCUGAGGGACUUGUCUAGUUGAUCUUACCCCUAGAACAUGGGCGCUUUCUGGGGUAGCGUCUGGCUGCUGCUGGCUGGACUUGUGGUUCUCAGGACAGAAGGUUAUGGAGCUCAGAAUAAGAACAACAUCCCCAGGUUAAAACUUUCUUAUAAAGAAAUGCUGGAGUCCAACAACCUGGAGACGUUCGAGGGUCUGCCCAACAGUUCGUCCUACCACACGUUUCUUCUGGACGAGGAGAAGGGGAGGCUGCUGGUGGGAGCCAAGGACCACAUCUUCUCAUUCAACCUCCUCAACAUCAGCCAGGAAUACACACAGAUUCCAUGGUUGGCCGCUCCGAACAGACGAGAUGAAUGCAAAUGGGCAGGCAAAGAUCUAUCGAGGGAGUGCUCAAACUUCAUCAAGGUCCUCCAGCCAUUCAACCACACACAUGUUUACGCGUGUGGGACAGGAGCCUUCCACCCCGUGUGCACCUAUCUGGAGGUGGGACGCAAGCCCGAGGAUGGCGUGUUUCGGUUGGAGCCCCACAUCGAGAACGGCCGUGGGAAGAGUCCUUAUGAUCCCCGGCUCACCACAGCGUCCAUGCUUAUUGAUGGGGAGCUGUACGCAGGCACGUCAGCCGACUUCAUGGGCCGCGACUUCGCCAUUUUCAGGACCCUCGGGAAACAUCAUCCAAUCAGGACGGAGCAGCAUGAUUCCAGGUGGUUAAAUGACCCUCGUUUUGUCGGAGUGUACCAGGUCCCAGAGAGCGACAAUCCUGAAGACGACAAGAUCUACCUGUUCUUCAGGGAGAACGCCAUGGAUGGGGAGUACGCCGGGAAGGCCACCUACGCACGCAUCGGACAACUCUGCAAGAAUGACUUGGGAGGCCACAGGAGCCUGGUGAAUAAGUGGACCACGUUUCUAAAAGCCCGCCUCAUCUGCUCUGUGCCAGGGACUAACGGCAUUGACACACACUUUGACGAACUGCAGGAUGUUUUUCUCAUGAGCUCUAAGGAUCCCAAGAGUCCAAUUGUCUAUGCAGUCUUCACCACCUCCAGUAACAUCUUUAAAGGCUCGGCGGUGUGCAUGUACAGUAUGGCAGACAUCAGGAGGGUCUUCCUGGGUCCGUACGCUCACAGAGAUGGACCCAACUACCAGUGGGUGCCUUUUCAGGGGCGUGUUCCUUACCCACGGCCUGGGACAUGUCCGAGCAAAACCUUUGGAGGAUUUGACACGACAAAGGACCUUCCGGAUGAGGUGGUGACUUUCGCCCGGGCCCACCCCGCCAUGUUCAACCCCAUCUACCCCAUCAACAACCGUCCCAUCAUCGUCAAGACCGACGUGGACUACCAGUUCACCCAGAUCGUGGUGGACAAGGUGGAGGCGGAGGACGGCCUGUAUGACGUCAUGUUCAUAGGCACAGACAUAGGAACGGUCCUGAAGGUGGUGUCCAUCCCCAGAGGGUCCUGGCACGAUCUGGAGGAGGUCCUACUGGAGGAGAUGACAGUCUUCAGAGAACCCACCGCCAUCACUGCAAUGGAGCUUUCUACUAAACAGCAACAGCUAUAUUUGGGCUCGGACAUUGGUGUAUCCCAGAUGCCCUUACACCGCUGCGAGGUGUAUGGGAAAGCCUGUGCCGAGUGCUGCCUGGCCCGGGAUCCCUACUGCGCCUGGGACGGCUCUGAGUGCUCAAGAUACUUCCCCAUGGCCAAGAGGAGGACGAGGAGGCAGGACAUCAGGAAUGGAGACCCGCUCACACAGUGCUCAGACCUCCAACACGACGAGGAGCUGAACGGGCUGACCACGCUGCAGGAUAAGACGGUGUACGGGGUGGAGAACAGCAGCACCUUCCUGGAGUGUAGCCCCAAGUCCCAGAGAGCCCGCACCCACUGGCAGUACCAGCGCUCCGGGGACCAGCGCAGGGAGGAGGUCAAAUCCGAGGAUCGCUUCAUCCGCACAGACCAGGGCUUGCUGAUCCGCACUCUCUCCAAGUCAGACUCUGGAGUGUACAUCUGUCAGGCUGUGGAGCACGGCUUCAUGCAAACGCUGCUAAAGGUCACCCUGGAGGUCAUCGGCACGGAGCGGCUGGACAACCUCCUCCAGCGUGACGGAGAGGGGGCCGCAGCCAACGCCUACGCCCCACCCCAGGAGACGCCCAAUCAGAAGCUGUGGUACCGCGACUUCCUGUCACUGGUCAACCACCCCACUUUGCACAGCGUCGAUGAGUUUUGCGAGCAGAUCUGGAAGCGUGAGAGGAAGCACAGAAAACAGAAAGCGCACAUGGUUCAGGCUCAGCAGCAGCAGCAGCAGCAGCAGGCAAAGACAAUACUGAGUCCAAGCGUUCACGCGCAUAGUCAAAUUCACGCGCCCAGUUUGGCUGCGAAAUGGAAGCAUCUUCAAGAAAGGCAGAAGGGUCGGAAUCGGAGAACCCACGAUAUACAAAGAGCUCCACGUAGUAUCGACUGACUGGACUUGGGAGUAACUGAAAUCCUAACCAGAUGAUGAGACUGGAAAAUAGACAAUGUUAACAGCUCUGACUUUUACGGACGGCUGCUGAAAAGUGGACACUGGAUGACACAAUUAUUUGCAGUAGUGUAAGGAUUUAAUAUGAACAUUUUCAAAGUGG